GAGUAAAAAAAGUAAAAUUUCUGCUGUCCCCAGUAAGGCAGCCCUAGCCCAGCCGCCCCCCGCGGGCGUGGCAGUCCUGAGUCAGGGCCUGUCCGGGGCCAGCAUCCCUGCUGGGCGAUUGAGCGGCGGGAAGUUGCUUUUGAACCAGUCUCAAAGUUAACCCUAACCUAGCACCCAAGCAGCCCUCCUAGGUUGUGGGGACUUGAGAAAAGGCAGAGUUCUCAUGUCCUAGGACGCUGGGGCGCGCUGACGUGACGGGGUCCCGGAGGAAGCGGAGCCCUCGGGGAGCUGGGGACCGCAGCAGGGCUGCAGUCACAUCCUGUGCGGGUGAGCGGCGGGCCAGGCCCGGCAGUUGUUUCGACACGCGCCGAGCUUCGCAGCUCUUCCAGGGGCUCCGCUGCCCGAGCUAGCCCGGGCCCAGUUCUGGGGCGAAAAUGCCUGCCCUUCACAUCGAAGAUUUGCCAGAGAAGGAAAAACUGAAAAUGGAAGUUGAGCAGCUUCGCAAAGAAGUGAAGUUGCAGAGACAACAAGUGUCUAAAUGUUCUGAAGAAAUAAAGAACUAUAUUGAAGAACGUUCUGGAGAGGAUCCUCUAGUAAAGGGAAUUCCAGAAGACAAGAAUCCUUUACAAGAAAAAGGCAGCUGCGUUAUUUCAUUAAAACUUGGAGAAAACUGCAUCCUAAGUGGAAGAACUAGUUUGUUUGUUUUCCCAGAAAAACCAACAUGCUUUUAAGGAAGGAAGAAUGAAAUUAAAGGAGACUUUCUUAAGCACCAUAUAGAUAGGGUUAUGUAGAAAGCCAUAUGUGCUACUCAUCUUUGCUCACUAUGCAGUCUUUUUAAAGAGGGCAGAGAGUAUCAAAGGUGCAAUUAUGGAAAUAUGAGCAUUACUUGAGCA
Molecule: messenger RNA, 893 nt
Organism: Cercocebus atys (sooty mangabey)
Lineage: Eukaryota; Metazoa; Chordata; Mammalia; Primates; Cercopithecidae
Gene: GNG11
Product: guanine nucleotide binding protein (G protein), gamma 11
Biological process (GO): G protein-coupled receptor signaling pathway
Cellular component (GO): heterotrimeric G-protein complex
Molecular function (GO): G-protein beta-subunit binding
Source: RefSeq, a predicted model, not a curated record